GGGUGGCUGCUCCGGCUGCAGCCUCGGGGACGCUGCUGUCCUCCGCUCAAGCCGCCCGCUCCUCUCGGUCACUUCGCGCCGCUCCGGACGCUGGGGGCGAGCUUGGCCAUCAGACGUUCCCGGCACUGGCCGACCGGCGGGAGCACCUCCCCGCGCGCCCCGCACGCCCACUCCCGAGCACCCCCAAGCAGAGCGCAGCGCCAGGAGUACGGAAGCGGGCGGGACGGUCUCGAGUCCCUUACUCUGCCUCUCUCCGAUUCAAGACAGGUCUUCCAGGUUCAUCUCGAACAUGUUGGACGGCCUGAAGAUGGAGGAGAACUUUCAAAGUGCGAUUGAGACUUCGGCCUCCUUCUCUUCCUUGCUGGGCAGAGCUGUGAGUCCCAAGUCUGUCUGCGAAGGCUGUCAGCGGGUCAUCUCGGACAGGUUUCUGCUUCGGCUCAACGACAGCUUCUGGCAUGAGCAGUGCGUGCAGUGCGCUUCCUGCAAAGAGCCCCUGGAGACCACCUGCUUCUACCGGGACAAGAAGCUUUACUGCAAGUACCACUAUGAGAAACUGUUUGCUGUCAAAUGUGGGGGCUGCUUCGAAGCCAUUGCCCCCAACGAGUUUGUCAUGCGCGCCCAGAAGAGCGUGUACCACCUGAGCUGCUUUUGCUGCUGUGUCUGUGAGCGACAGCUGCAGAAGGGGGAUGAGUUUGUCCUGAAGGAGGGCCAGCUGCUCUGCAAAGGGGACUAUGAGAAGGAGCGGGAGCUGCUGAGCCUGGUGAGCCCAGCAGCCUCAGACUCAGGCAAAAGUGAUGAUGAAGAGAGUCUUUGCAAGUCAGCCCAUGGGGCAGGGAAAGGAACGUCAGAGGAUGGCAAGGACCACAAGCGACCCAAACGUCCCAGAACUAUCUUGACAACCCAGCAGAGGAGAGCAUUCAAGGCCUCAUUUGAAGUAUCCUCCAAGCCCUGCAGAAAGGUGAGGGAGACUCUGGCUGCAGAGACAGGACUGAGCGUCCGUGUGGUUCAGGUGUGGUUCCAGAACCAGAGAGCCAAGAUGAAGAAGCUGGCGCGGCGGCAGCAGCAACAGCAACAGGAUCAGCAGAACACACAGCGGCUGAGCUCUGCUCAGACAAAUGGUGGUGGGACUGCUGGAAUGGAAGGGAUCAUGAACCCCUACACAGCUAUGCCAACCCCACAGCAGCUGCUGGCCAUCGAACAGAGCGUCUACAAUGCUGACCCCUUCCGACAGGGUCUCACUCCACCCCAGAUGCCUGGAGAUCACAUGCACCCCUAUGGUGCUGAACCUCUUUUCCACGACCUGGAUAGUGAUGACACUUCUCUCAGUAACCUGGGCGACUGCUUCCUAGCGACAUCAGAAGCGGGGCCCCUGCAGUCCAGAGUGGGAAACCCCAUUGACCAUCUGUACUCCAUGCAGAAUUCCUAUUUCACCUCUUGAGUCUUCUAGAAUUUUGUGGCUGGGCUCCCAUAUGGAAUAACCGUACUGUGUGAGGGGUUGCUGACCUUAGGAUGGGGAAGCCAGAGACGAGGUGGGCUGGGGAGGGAUGUUUGUUGGGGAUGCUGUUGUAUAAUGAUGGUGUAGCUCAGCAUUUCCAAAGACUGGAUACAUUAUGGAUCGCAUAGUUUAAUGUUUCUAAGAAUCUUAGUGUUAGAUAUGAAGAUGUGUUUAUCAUUAAGGACAGGGACUUUUAAUAUAGACAUUCUCAAGCAAGCUAGAUACCUAGGGACUCCAACAGCUUCCCACCAUUGUGGAGAAGUGCUUGUCAAGAGGUGCCGUAUGUCUAUUCAUCUAUAUACCAAUAGACAGACAGAUAGACGCGUGUGUGUGUGAGUGUGUGUAACCUUUCAUACUUUAUCAUCAAAGUUUAUCCCUAAUUGUAACAGACACCAACUGUACAGCAAAAGUUAACUUUAUUUUCAGUGUGAACUGUAUUUAAGGAAAAUGCUUGAUGCACUUAAGUUAUAAAAUGAGAUAAUUUACUUUUAUAAACUUUAUUUUUAGUUUGGAGAGACUCAUCGGCAGGGUAGAGAGGGCUGCUCCACCUGGCCCCAUAGCUUUGAGUGCUUGAGUUCGUUGUGUUUUCAGGGUAUCCUUGAGGUCUAGAAAACAACUCCGUAUGGCUGGCAGCAUUCUAUAGUGGACUCUUGCUCAUUCUGGUUGAGUCACUGGGUCUGGGUGGAAUAGAGUAAUCCCUGAACAUGAUUUUAGGAUUGUUGGCAUGUGGUUGUUGGGCAGCAUCAACAAGGUUGUUUCUACCCCCAGACUCAGCCUCAAUGAGUGUGGAUGAAGUUAAUAGCCACACCUACCUCCCUCUCUAUGAGUGUGGAUGAGGUUGAUGCCACACCUACCUCCCUGGGCACACUGAAGCUCCACCCAGGACAUGAUCACAGUUGAGACUAAAUCUGAUAUGGCUUUAAAUGUAGCCAGACCAUGUGCCUGAUGAUGGAGGACACCUGGGACCAUAGAGCUGGAAGCCCCUGUAACCCAAGUCCUAUGCCUCUGUAUAGCCCACAUGGCAGAGACACAGCUCCAAUGGGUAGAGACAGAACUCCAUCUGAGAAGGUGGAGGAGGCAUAGUGGAUGGAAUUCUAGAGCAAGUGUAGACUUGCACAUCUGCUUUUUUUUUUGUUGCUGUUUUGUUUGUUUGUUUUUACUUUUUAAAGGGUCAUUUAAAAAGUGACUGUAUGCAUCUAGAAAGCCUGAAUUCCUUGUGAUCCUUGUUUGUCUCUUUCUUGAGGGUUCAUAGUCUAGAGUCUGUUUAUGAACAGCCACAUGGAGCUCACAGAAUCAGAGAGGACCAGGGAGCCCAGGUACCCAGGACUCUUCCUUUCAACUCACUUUGCUGACCUUGAACACAGGAAGACCCAACAGCCAUUGUACACAGGGACAGUUCCAUACCCUGAUCUCCAGUUAUGGUGCUAGGGUGGGAUCUUCUGUGUUAGGAUCCUCCUGGGGAAACGAGUGAGUCAUGGGGAAGACAGAAGUACUCCACUGAGAGGGGCUGUGACAGGCAUAACAUCAUGCCUGGGGUAUCAUCAGAGCCUUGAACACACCCACAUAUCCACUUCACUCUCUGCAAGGCCAGAGGAAGCAUGUCCCUUAGUGGUAGAGUCUGUGUUGUGUGAUUUUUUUGUGCUCUUCCUUAUAAUUUAUACAAACCAUCAGGAACCCCAAACCAGUCUGUUGAGUGAGAAUGAGGCAGGUGCAGGUGGCACCCAUGGUGUCUGUGUUGCUGAUUGGUUGGAGAAUGUAGCAGAUAUUAUGUGAAUGAAAACCAACAGAGAUCCUUAAUUCUACUCAUUAAUGACAUACUGAGAUGAAAUUAAAAACCUCUUACAAACAAA
Messenger RNA from Mesocricetus auratus (golden hamster), 3345 nucleotides. It is a transcript of the gene Lmx1a, whose product is annotated as LIM homeobox transcription factor 1 alpha. The transcript has 10 exons. NCBI's taxonomy places the organism in Eukaryota, Metazoa, Chordata, Mammalia, Rodentia, Cricetidae. The coding region runs from base 290 to 1438 and encodes 382 amino acids. The record is from RefSeq and is a predicted model, not a curated record. Gene Ontology annotation, molecular function: DNA-binding transcription factor activity, RNA polymerase II-specific; RNA polymerase II transcription regulatory region sequence-specific DNA binding. Gene Ontology annotation, biological process: neuron differentiation; regulation of transcription by RNA polymerase II. Gene Ontology annotation, cellular component: nucleus.